Cheilinus undulatus (humphead wrasse) is the source of this 3602-nucleotide messenger RNA. RefSeq lists its product as uncharacterized. The transcript has 4 exons. NCBI's taxonomy places the organism in Eukaryota, Metazoa, Chordata, Actinopteri, Labriformes, Labridae. Bases 2334 to 2792 code for a protein of 152 amino acids. The record is from RefSeq and is a predicted model, not a curated record.
UCGCGAAUUGGUGCCUGGAAGAAAAAUGUGGCAAAUAGUUCUAGGCUGACAUAUUCCCAUUUAUUUUUUAUUUCUCUCUGUUGUUCUGGACAGAAUGUAAAUUCUGGUUGUCUUUUUUUUUUUGAGAUUUUGGCUUAUUUAUCCUAUUAUUUCUGGAUAGCAAGCCUUUGAAGAAAGAUGAUUUUCCAUUGAGGAUGUCUUCAUUUUUUAAAAUCUUAAAAAAAAAAAAAAAAAAAAACAAAAUCAAUGUUAUCACGGUAAAACAGAAUGAAACGACAUGUUUACAUGCGUGUCCUCCCAAAGUUUUGUCUGUUUGCUUUGUUCAGGAAUAUGUUUUGCCAUAUCAAGGUCCCAAACUGCAAAUUUUUUUAUUAGUAGAAUUUUAGUGGUUGGAAAUUUGGGUGGUGGUUCUAUGGAAAGACCAGUUGAGAAUCCCUGAUUUAAAGUACACCAAGAUCUAGUAAUAAAACCCAUUGCAAAUGUAAACAAAGACAGAAUAAUGCUUACAAGGGUUUGUUUUGGUGGACCUCUAGGCAGGACACGUGUUAUUACAUGUGGCCUAUAUUUAUAAAUAUUGGUUGUAAAUAUUGGCAGAAAUUGUCCUAUUUGCUGAUACUAAUAAAUAACUUUAUAAGACAAUAUCUGCUGAUACUGAUAUGCUGAUGAUAUGCAUCUUUAAAAUGUUAGGACUAAACAUGUUGAAUUUGAUAGUAGGGAUUGCCUUCCUGGCCUGCCUCACUUUUUUUCACUUGAUAUUCUGCAAUCAUAUUAGGUGAACUGCUUGUAUUAAGGCUUAUUGAUGCAUUUGAACCAGUGCAUCCACAGAGGAGAGGUGGUAGUGGACCUCUUAUCACUCUUGGCAUUGAUGUCAUUGUAAAGCCUUGUAAUUUUGUCUUUUUAUUUAGAAAAUGAGUAUUAAACUUAUAACUUGUUUGGCUAGUUUAACUAUCAGUUGUAACAUUUUCACUCAAAUUUGAAUGAGCAUGUUAAUUACAAUACUAACUAAUUUAAGCUAUGUGUUCAUAUUUUCUUCAUAGUUGGUUGAUUUUACAAGCAGAAGUGGGCUCAGAGAAGUAACUAUUCUGAACAGAAAAAUAUGCUGCCCUUAGAAAGUGACAUAGGAGAGCAGCUGUAACAGCCAGCAGCCUUUAAAAUAUUUACUUUUCUUUCAUUUUUCAGGACUUCAUCCUGGCAUCUUAUACCCUUUGCUUUGAGUUGGUAAAUAUCUCACAAACUAAAUGCUGUUAUUUCUCCCCAACCCUUAAUCUCAGUUGUCAUGCUCAAAACAGGACGACAGCUGAUGCGGUGACAGAGGUCCAGAUGUAUUGAUGCUUCGUCACACGAUCUUCCACCAUCUGUUGGUAAGGUGCCGGUCUACUUUAUUUAGCAGAGUCACUUCUCAACCUUGACCCCAUUCUGUCUUUGUCUUUGUAGUAGCAAAGGAAUCUGCAACACAGGGGGACUUGUGAAUGCAAAGAUUUAUGUAAAUAAAUCACAAGAAAUUAGUGAGAUCAUGAUCUGAUAUUUGAGUGGAUAUAGUACAGGACAACUGUAGAAUCUUUGCAUACAUGCAGUAGAGUUAAGAUGUGCAGACGAAGGAUUGGUGUAAUAUUGGAUUGUAUUAAGACAUGUAAUUAAAGAAAUGAUGGAUUUUGUGUCAUCUGACCUGAAUUCAUUUCCAGGUUGAAUUAAUCCAUCCAGGUCCUGGCAUGAAUGAAUAAAACAAGUCAUUCAAGUUAGUGAAUGGGCCGUCUCCAGUCAAUGAAGGUGAAUGGCACUUAAAAUGGACAUGAGUGGGAAAAUCUGCGUCACAGAAACGUCACCAAUUCAGUCUGCCCAUGCUCCAUCUGUCUGACUUCCUAUCUCCAUUUGAUCUCAUCAGCUGUCACUUUAACAUGAAACAUGACAGUUUUAUCACUAAAGUUUGACUAUUCAACUAUAUACAGCCCUUAGUCCAACAUCAAAACAGUAAAAUCAAUCUUGUAUAAGCUGGUUUUGUGCUCAAAUGUAAACAAACAGCUGUUUUCCUUACAGGUUGGUUUGGGGCUUCUCUGCUGUUAAUGAGAUAAACGGCUCGUGCGUCCUCCUUUAAUCCUGUUUGAGGUCCAGGGAGGUCAUCCCUCAGAUCUCCAUAAGAACAGACAGACACAAAGCAUAGGUGUGCACAAGUACUUUAGCUGGAACGCUGGGAGCAAUGCAACAAAUGGACUCUACAACCUGCAGCUUUCUCAUAUGAUACUAUCAGCUUACUGUAUCAGUUAAAAGGCGUUAAGAAAAAGCCUAAUUUCUGCUACGUAUCAAAGGAGGAAGCCCAACAACUGCUCAUUUUGGUCAUGGAUUCCAUCAUGUCUCUGGGUGCCCCUCUGAAGCAGUUCACCAGCUGUGUGUCGGGUAAAAAUGCCCCCGCUAAAAGGAGCCAGUCUGUCCGCAGAAACAGCUUCACCCGUAGGAAGAGCGUCAGCAGGAGGAGAAGCCUUCCCUGCAGCAGUCAGAAAGUGCCGGACUCCUGGCUGCGAAUAUACCAGGCUGAGUUAAAGAAAGAAAGGAAACGACAGCAAGCCAAUCUUGCCAAGAAGAACGCGGAGAGAACAGUCAGAAGAACUCACUUCAGAAGCCACCACUGCCUCCCAAGGCAGACCGCAUCUGCCAGAAAGUCAGCCCCGGUGAAGGACGAGUCCUUCUUUGGAGCCUUCCAAGGCCUCAGUCUGGACAGCAUGAUGGGAGGCAGUACUGGAUCUCCUGGCAUAGCUGCUACAUCUGCUGCAGGUGGAGAUCCAUGCAAAGUGAUGUGACACCACAUUUUAAGGACAUAUAGACUGUUGAAAUGAUCUUUAAAAUCCAAAUACUUGAAGGAGAGAAGGCUUAUGGAACAAAGGUGACAAAAAGGCAGGUUUCAAAACAAGAAAUGGUGGAAUGCAAACAAAACUUCUACUUUGAUUUCUUUAGACUAUCUCCUUAGAGAAUAUUACUUUCACUUGAUACCUCAACAGUUCUGCAGGUUUUACUUUGUAUCCAUCUUUGCACUACUUCUGUUUACUGUUUUUAAAUGUUAUACACACUUAUUUGUAUUAAAGCAAUUUUAUUCAUCCAUUGUCCUCAAUCCUGAAAAUAAAAAUUGUUUGAAUGGGUUGCAAUGCAAUUAAAAACUAGUACAAUCAAGUAUGAUUCGUGGAACAGGCCUAAAACAUCGCCAUUUUUUGCUAAUUCAUGAAAAAUGGCUGGUUUCCUGUUGGGGUUAGGGUUUUGCUCCAGGAAACUUUAUUGUGGAUCUCCUCAAGUUGAGUCUGCCCUCCAAGUUUCAGGUCAAGCAUGAAUGGUAGCACUAUUGAGGCAAUUCCUUAGGGCCAUUUGUGAAACCUUUAUCAACCUUGUGUUUUUUAGACCACACGUGUGCUGAUUUUCUUUAGUUUUUGAGCAUGUGAAGGGGCCCAAAGGGGGAGGGGGUUGGUGAUGAAAAUAAUGAGGAACCUGAAUGAUUCGAAUACAUCUCUCUAUUGGUCUAUGGCAGUAGGGUUUAUCAGUAUUUUCUUUUAUAAAGAAAAAAUGUACAUUGUAUUUUAAGUAAUUACACAUCUUCAAAAUUGCAAAAAAUACUCUUAAGU